AUGAGUGAAUCCGCUGCUCAGAAUUUGGAGCGAUGUUACGUGCUGACAUAUCUUCAGGAUGCUAUUGCUCAAUUACUUGAACAUCGAGGGCACAAUUCAAAAGUCUAUCCCAUGAUCAUGGGGAUCCUAGCUUAUAUGGGCUGCACUUCAAAAUCGUUUCUCUCUCGUAAAACUACUUGUCGCUGUUUCAAACCUAUUUGUCAUCGGGGAGACCUUCUCAACAUCAGGGAAUACCAUUCUCUUGUCACUCUCAUAUGUCCUGAUUUUCCUCUCAAAACUAUUCAGGAAACGGCUCGAAUCAUACUAAGUGAUGAUUUGAUGGAUUGCUUGGUGGCUUUUCGCGACUCUAUGUAUGCCGUUCAAGUGCAACUGUGUAUGAAGAGUUUCUCAAGCGCUGCCCUGAGGUAUACUCAAGUGUCUUGGCUGCAUGCUGCUAUUAGAGCCAACUGA
This is a messenger RNA of Corticium candelabrum, 450 nucleotides long. RefSeq names its product centriolar satellite-associated tubulin polyglutamylase complex regulator 1-like. The transcript is spliced from 2 exons. The record is from RefSeq and is a predicted model, not a curated record. NCBI's taxonomy places the organism in Eukaryota, Metazoa, Porifera, Homoscleromorpha, Homosclerophorida, Plakinidae. The coding region runs from base 1 to 450 and encodes 149 amino acids.